Trichogramma pretiosum is the source of this 1730-nucleotide messenger RNA. Its product is annotated as small integral membrane protein 14. The transcript has 6 exons. Gene Ontology annotation, cellular component: endoplasmic reticulum. The record is from RefSeq and is a predicted model, not a curated record. NCBI's taxonomy places the organism in Eukaryota, Metazoa, Arthropoda, Insecta, Hymenoptera, Trichogrammatidae. The coding region runs from base 817 to 1146 and encodes 109 amino acids.
AAAACAAUAAUAAAUACAACGUAAAUUAAGGCGAACGAAGGUGUGGCAUUAGUUAUGCAUAAUUUUCAUAGAUAACGGCGCAUUAUAAAUCGCGUCACAAGAACAAGGACCAGGCGGACUGCGGUAAGCGGAAAAUUCAUCGUCGGAUUUCAUUUCCCAGCGGCAAGGACUGAAAUACGAAAUAGAAUUUAGAAAGGCAGAUACGGGCUCGCGACUGCGUACACGAAAAGCCUCUCUCUCUCGCUUCCUCCCUCUAUUGCGGAGCUGCUUCUAAUAGGCUAGUGGCACGUAUGUAUACUGCUGUUAGCUACGUAUAAUAUAGCUGUAUAUAAAACCGUCGAAGACGCGCACACACUCGCACACGUAUAUAUACGGAACGAGAGAGAAAAAGAGACGAGCAUAUAUACACAGAGGAGGCAGAGUUUGGUGCAGCCAGCGCAGUCACAUAGUCUCCGCGACUGAUCGCAUUUAUAAUAUACGAAAAACUCGUCUCUCGACACUUGUCAUCUCUGUCGUAGUCGUCGUCGCAGCAGCAGAAGCAAUUACCGUGUAAUAAGCCGAGAGAGAGAGAGUCGAGAACUGACAAUUGAACGUUGCUGCGAGGAGAGGAUCGUAUACGUAUUGGCAAAAGUGACAGCUGCGCCUGCACAGCACGACAGAUUCGCUUAUCGCGCCGUGUAUAUCUCUGGGCCGAGAGCGUAACGUCGUCCAAGAGUUGCAUCGGACUCGACCUCGCUGUCCAUUUUUUUGAGGGAUCAUCCCAACGACUCGACGGGAAAUCGCCAAUUUCACGACUGCGCAAUUCGAAUUAGCGACAUGUCGGACGACGGUAACGGAGGUAUGGAUCCAUGCGCCUGCAUCUGGAGUCAGGAUCUGGUGAUGCAGCGAUUACUCUCCUUCCUGAGACAGUCACAAGAUUACUGCUCCGAUACCGAAUGUUGGUCUCUCUCAAGACUGCCAGGGCCAGCAGUCGACUCCGAUAACAGCGAGAGCAACGACUUCUUCAUGCUUUGCUUUUUUACCAUUAUAGGUCUACUGUUAUACGCUUUCCGCCCACAAAGUGCUAGGAAAUUGGACAAGGAAUUCGCCAAUAGGAAUUCGGAUUUCGAUGGAGAACCUCCAGUACCUCCCCCGAGCGUUAAUUAAUUCGAGGCCUCGGGAAAAUAAUACACAAAUGGCUUGAGGCUGGCUCUGUCAAGCCACCGCGUUUUUUUAUAAACCACAAGCUAUCAUUGUAAACUACUGUGCAAAGUAUUGUAAAUCGCCCUGAACACAUUCCAUUUUUCAUAUGCUGCAGUUUACUUAUUCGAUGCUGCAUGCGAGAUAUUUGUGAAAAUAUCGAGACAUAUGAUUAUCAAGUGCACAGGGUACAUAGAACUAUGUUGAAAUUAUAAUUUGUUAAACUACGAUAUUAAUGUCUUUAGAGAUAUAUUUACUCGAAAUUGGUUGUUGAAAAUAUUCGGUUUAAUCUUAUUGGUCGGAAGAUUUAAUUUAUCGCUUGUUGAAAAUUUUUUACAGCAAUCUUUUUAAAUAAGUAUUCAAUACCAUCAUUACUUUGUGCAAUUAAUUGUUCAAAUAAACAAAUUUAUUUGAACAUUGUAAGUAAUUUGUAAUCUUUAAGUGAAAAUAUAGAUUGAUUAAUCUCAGCUAAAUAUUGAUGUACGCGUUUUUAUGAAAAAGUAUUCGGUAUAAACUUUUGAUUUCAAUAAAUAUAUUCAUUGUGUAAAAAA